Messenger RNA from Tupaia belangeri chinensis (Chinese tree shrew), 4067 nucleotides. It is a transcript of the gene SPRED3, whose product is annotated as sprouty related EVH1 domain containing 3. Gene Ontology annotation, cellular component: membrane. Gene Ontology annotation, molecular function: protein kinase binding. Lineage: Eukaryota; Metazoa; Chordata; Mammalia; Scandentia; Tupaiidae. Gene Ontology annotation, biological process: multicellular organism development; negative regulation of MAPK cascade. The record is from RefSeq and is a predicted model, not a curated record.
AGGGGGCUGGGGGCGCUGCGGCCGCCCCUUCCCCUCCCGAAGGGCUGGAGAAACCAGACUGCCUGCAGGUACAUGGUGCGGGUCCGAGCCGUGGUGAUGGCCCGAGAUGACUCCAGUGGGGGCUGGGGGGCCUGGCUGCCGGUGGGGGGCGGGGGCCUCAGCCAGGUGAGCGUAUGUCGGGUCCGAGGGGCCAGGCCCGAGGGGGGGGCCCGCCAGGGGCACUACGUCAUCCACGGGGAGCGCCUCCGGGACCAGAAAACUACCUUGGAAUGUACCCUGAGGCCAGGCUUGGUUUACAACAAGGUGAACCCCAUCUUCCACCACUGGAGCCUGGGUGACUGCAAGUUUGGGCUGACGUUUCAGAGUCCUGUGGAGGCUGAUGAGUUCCAAAAGAGCCUGCUGGCUGCGCUGGCCGCACUGGGUCGAGGCUCCCUCACCCCCUCCUCCUCCUCGUCCUCCUCCUCUCCUUCCCAGGACACUGCAGAGACCCCCUGCCCUCUGACGUCCCACGUGGACAGCGAUUCCUCCUCCAGUCACAGCCGCCAGGAGACACCUCCUACCACCGCUGCGGCCCCCAUCGUCACCAUGGAGUCCGCUUCUGGCUUCGGGCCGGCCACACCCCCCCAGCGCCGCCGUUCCUCAGCUCAGAGCUACCCUCCGCUUCUACCGUUCACCGGGAUUCCGGAGCCCUCAGAGCCCCUGGCAGGGGCAGGAGGCCCGAGCUGGGGCGGCCGCGGCUACGAGGAUUACCGGCGCUCCGGGCCGCCCGCGCCGCUCGCUCUAUCCACCUGCGUCGUGCGCUUUGCCAAGACCGGCGCCCUGACGGGGCCAGCCCUAGGGCCCCCAGCGGCACUACCCGUCCCUCUGACCGAAGCAGCGCCCCCAGCGCCCCCGGCUCGCCCCCCUCCCGGCCCGGGCCCCGCCCCUGCGCCAGCCAAAGCGCGUCGUCUCAGCUGCCUGUGGUGCGCCGAGAGCUUGCUCUACCACUGCCUGUCAGACGCCGAGGGCGACUUCUCGGACCCCUGCGCCUGUGAGCCGGGCCACCCGCGCCCUGCCGCGCGCUGGGCCGCGCUCGCCGCGCUCUCCCUGGCGGUGCCCUGCCUCUGCUGCUACGCGCCCCUGCGCGCAUGCCACUGGGUCGCUGCGAGAUGCGGCUGCGCCGGCUGCGGGGGUCGCCACGAGGAGGCCGCACGGUGAGGACUGCCUAGUGGGUCCGGUAGCCAGACGGAAGACCCAAAGUGGAGGGUCCAGCACCCCGGACUCCGUUCGGACCCAAAACCCAAACCUAGGCACAUCCGGAACUUGGAGCUUGAAUUUGGAUUGAGAGAGUCCCAGACCUGGAACCUGAACCCCAAAUCUUAAGACUGAGCGACCCCAGACCCAGCUUCAUUGGGAUGUCUGUGCAAGAGGUCCCGGGCAUCCUGAGUUCUGUAGUUCUCCUUCUCCGUUCCCCAGGCAUUCCCAGACUCAGCAUCUCAGAGGGGCUGGAGAGUACACAGGCCCCCGAGAGAUGCAAGACCCUGAACCCCAAACCGAUCCAAACGACCAGCCCAGAGCCCAGUCAUACCUGGCACCACAAACCCUCAGCUUACAGCCCCAGAAUGAGUCGGGAGCCAAUUCUUCACCCUGCUUGUUGCCGGUUACUACCAGAUCAUGAGACCUUAGGCCUCAGAAUCACCCUCAAAUGAUUUCUUAGGACCUGGUGCACCCACAGCGGAGUUGUCCCUGGAGGCCUAGACCCCUGAAACACUUAAACCCUCCCGAGUCUAGGACUCUGAUAUGUUCUGGAAUCACCAGGUGCUGGUCCCAAUCUACUGGCCCACCUGAGUGCCCACAGACCCCCACAGACCUGGCCUCUAGUUCAGGAACACAGGUCUUGAGAUGGCUGGGUCUCCCCACAGGACCUAGAGCCCCAGACUCUGAAGAUGCACCGAGUCCUUGGCUAUGCUCAAAUAUGGGAUGCGCUUAGACGCAAAUGGCUUGGGAGACCCACUCUGGAGUCUCGCAAGAUCCAUAGAGUAGAACUUCUGAGAGCCAGCGUUCUGAGACCUCCAUAGACCCACCCACCCCCAAGCCAGUGUUCUCAGGAGCUUUGGAUCGUGUAGGUAGGGCUCAGGUGCCUGGUACCGCCAGAUGUUUGACUGAAGGCCGCCAGCACCUUGGGGCUCAAGACAUUGCUGUUAAGUCCUUAAGUAGCCCUUUCCCAGUCCCCCUUAGACCUGGAUUUUGAGACCCAAAAUGUCCUGGAAUCUUUGGCUUCCUUCUACCUAAAGACCCCCAGUUCCCUAAAGCCUUGGAGUCCAGCUCCCGGAAAUGAGAUGGUCACGCAAUCCAGAUCUCUGACCCCGUAGCCCCAGCCCCUCAGAGACCCCAGGUGCUUUAGGAAAGCACUGGAUCCAAGACCCCAAGGUGCCAUUGACCCCCAGAUGCAGGGCUCAAGCCCCUACAACAUUGGGAUUUGUUCCUGAUCCAAGGUUGGUCUCUCUAUACCAGAGAUAUUCAGCUUCUAGGUGCCCCUAGGACCCCAGACCUAGCACCAUCAGACCCUAGGUUUCUCUGGACUCAGCCCCAGCCCCGGAGAUUCCUGUGCCUGUUCUCCUGUUCGUGUGAGACCUGCAGCCCCUUACAUCCUGCUGUCCAGAGACUAAGGUCCCAGACUCUGGAAUUCUACCCCCAGGACUCCAGCCCAGCACCCAGCAAUCCUCAGAAUUACUCCCUUUAUCCUAGGGAGAAAACCCCACUGUCUCGAACCCAUAUUCCUGGAUUCCAGGACCACUGGGCGCUUCCUCACCUCUAGGGCCCAGCAUGGCUACAGAUGAUAUGCAGGUGCCUGUCCACUCAGCACAGGCACGCAGCCCAGGUGACUGAAGGGCUCUCGGAGGACGGUACACAUGGCGCUGAUGUGCACCAAGGCACCAUUUGGCCUGGCUAUGGCUCUGCUGGGAUCUGGUAAUCCCCAGCCCCGCAGGCUCCUCCCAGCCCAACCUUCAUUAAGUCCUACGCCUGGCCCAGGUCCCACCUUUUAUGUUCUGCCUGCCCUUAACUCCUCUUCUAUCUCAAGAGCUGGGGUUGCUUCAGAAAGUUCAAAAGUGUUUUUCAAGGCCCUCUGAAAAUCCUGGUCAAGGAGACCGUGCAGUUCCUCCCCGCCCCAGUUGGAAGUGUACCUAUGAUCUAGUGUCCUGGGGGGCAGGGGGUCAAAGGCCUUGGAGGAGACAGCCUCAGUGUUUCAUAGGCUUGCGAUCCGCAUCUGGCCCCCAGCAUCCCGAAAUGUGCACUUACUUUUCCUCGCUACCCAGAUUUUGGAUGGCCUUGUGGAGGUUCAAGGGAUAGGUCCUUCUGUCACUUCCUUUAAAUUAUUAACUAUUUAUUACAUCCGGAACCUGUGAGAUUCAGCUCUCCCAACCAGACCCUGGGAUGGGUGAGAGAAAAGAGGGGGAUGUCCCUCCCAUCCCCACUCUGCCCAGCUCUCAUCACUGUCAAACCCACCAGAGCUGAGGGCGGAGGGACUGGGGGCUGGGGCAGCCUGGGUCCCCAUCCCCCUCUCUGUGCCUCGGUCUCCCCCCUUCCGUGGUGGGCGGGGGGAAGCUCCAUUCUUAACCUACCUCGUUUUGGGGAGGGGUGGGACGGGGACCAGAGUGCUGUCCGGUGCUGUGGGAUCCACAGAUAAAGCUGUGAGGGCCAGGGAGAAGUUCCUCUGGCCCCCACCUCCCAGCACCCCCUCUCCCAGGUCUCCCAGUCCUGCUCCCUGCUAACACCCACCUCUGAUCCAUGAUUACCCUUCAUCACCCCCAAAGCAGGGGUGCAUGGAGGGCUGACCCUGGGAGCCAGGAAGACCUCAGACCCUGGAGCCCCCAGGCCCAGUGUCCCAGCUGCUUGCCCCUCGGAUCGGAUGCUUGGCCCCUAGACUCGGGGGAGUCACCCCAACAUUUAUCUUCCUGAUCUUGAUUCCAAGCCAGUCUGUGACCUCAACAUUGUUAGCAUCAAUGCAGGCUGAAGUGGUGGGGGGAGGAUGGGGGCCAAAACCCCAUCUUGUCAUCGGGGAAGGGGGCCUGAGAUCCGCUCCAAGA